AUGUUUCCGCUGUACAAAAACUUGGAACGACAUUUACGGUGCGUGGAUGAGUUUACCCGCCGGUGCAUGACGCCUGAUCAACGCGGAGCCUUUUACUCGCUGUACACCGUUCCAACGUUAGACAUGCAAGAGCUGUGUACUGAGGGUAGCCCUUAUAGGGAGGAAUACUUGAAACACGCCGCUUGUCUGCGAACCGUGCAUACCGAGUACGUCCAGUGUGGACGUCGACACCAAUCCGAAUUGGCCUCCUUAAUGAUUGAUCAGGGGCAGCAUACCGGAAACGAUGGAACUGUAGCUUCGACCGCGUCACCAAUUGCGAGCGCCGAACAGAUAACACAGAACCUGGCCCGCCUGUGUGGAUCAUUCAGAGGACAUUUGCAGUGUGUACACGGAAUUGUCCGAGCCACUUGUGGCCAGCAGACCGAAGAGUUCGCCAGUCAAUUUCUUAGUCAAAUGGCAUCUUCGCUUUUGAACAUCUGUGACAAGUACGGGAACGGAGUCAACGGUGAUGUAUCUCGGUCUCCAUCAUCCAGUGCCGUCCGGACUACCGGAAAUAUGGCCACGAGAUUAGUGGCUUUACAGACAACGAUCGUUAUGGCAUUUUCGUUUCGGYAAUGGUGAUGAAUUCUGGCAGCCAUCAGACAUCCACGAUGUUCAUUUUAAACAAAAGCUAUAAAUGCCGCCUCGCCAUAAUUCUAUAUACCUACCUACUAUAUGAUUAUUCUUGCCUACAUUAGAUCAUAACUAUAUAGAUGAUUAUUAUUAUUAUUACUAUUAAAUUAUUUUCACUAUACUAUGUUUAUUAGGUAUUAAUUUAUUAUUGUUACUAUUCCUGAUAUGUCAUACUACUGCGUAUAAUGUGAAUCGUACUGUGAUGUGUAUUAUUUCGGGAGUGUUAAUUAUUAUUUGAUAUUAUUAUUAGGCAUAUUAUAGUUUGUUUUGUUUGUUUGUAUUCUCGCAAUKUUAUAUUGCGGCAGUUUUAUUWWAAAAAAAUAGUGAAUAAAAUAAAAAUUKUAUUUUGCUUGGUUUA
Messenger RNA from Diuraphis noxia (Russian wheat aphid), 1030 nucleotides. RefSeq lists its product as uncharacterized. The record is from RefSeq and is a predicted model, not a curated record. Lineage: Eukaryota; Metazoa; Arthropoda; Insecta; Hemiptera; Aphididae.